AUGGAUCUGAUAAAGUAUAUAUUCGAAAAGCCUGUUGUUACUAGUAGAAUCGCGCGGUGGCAAAUGUUAAUCGAAUAUGAUAUCCAGUAUGUGACCCAGAAGAUAAUAAAUGGGAGUGUUCUGUCUGACUACCUUGCUCACUUACUUGUGGAAGGUUAUCAACCGUUGAGGUUUGACUUUCCAGACGAAGACAUCAUGUUUAUCAGAGACUUCACUAUGCCUGGCUCCGAGAUAAGCCCUGAGGAAGACCCCGAAGCAGGAUCACGAUGGACGCUCAUGUUCGAAGGUGCUUCCAAUGCUCGUGGUAACGACAUGGGUGCAGUUAUCACUUCUCCAACCGAUUUCCACCUUCCAUUUACCGCCAAAUUAUGUUUUGACUGCACCAAUAAUAUGGAAGAAUAUGAAGCAUGUAUCUACGGUUUGGAGGCAACCGUCGACUUAAGGAUCAAGAUUUUUGAGGUAUACGGUGAUUCAGCUCUGAUAAUAAGUCAGGUAAAAGGUGAUUGA
Molecule: messenger RNA, 507 nt
Organism: Lathyrus oleraceus (garden pea)
Lineage: Eukaryota; Viridiplantae; Streptophyta; Magnoliopsida; Fabales; Fabaceae
Exons: 1
Coding region: 1-507 (168 amino acids)
Molecular function (GO): nucleic acid binding; RNA-DNA hybrid ribonuclease activity
Source: RefSeq, a predicted model, not a curated record